AAAAGACCAACAAUUUCAUCUUAACAAUUUGCCAUUAUAAAUCCUAAAUCUCCCAAUAAAUAGAUAUCAUACAUUUCUAGCUGAAUAACCCAAUCCUAGCUGAGGAUAUCCUACAUUUCUAGCUGAAUAACCCAAUCCUAGCUGAGGAUAGGGGUGGACACAAAACAAGAUUACACAAAUUGGACCAGAACUGGUUGGUUUUUCUUCUGCCAAAUUGGGACCAGAACUCGAAGGUUAUAGUUCAGGUUUUAUAAAUUUAUCCCAAAAAUAAACAUUUUAUUCGGAGUAUUUAAUUUAAUUGUUCUAAUUAAUUGGGUCAUUUCCAUUAUAAAUUUACAUUCAAAGCUCUGGCACUCAAAGCUCAGCAACUGUUGAACAUCGGUCUACACCUGGAACUAAUUUGCCACGGGAAAAUGGAUAUUGAUCGGGACGCUAAUUCCGGAGGAACAACUGAAGGAGUACAACAAGACAAGGGCAGUUCAGCAAUCAUGGUGAUAUUGGUGGGUGCACCGGGCAGCGGAAAAUCUACGUUUUGCGAUCAGGUCAUUAGGGCAUCCUCUCGCCAUUGGGUUCGUAUCUGCCAGGAUACAAUUGGGAAUGGAAAGGCAGGGACAAAGGCACAAUGCGUGAUGAGUGCAACUCGUGCAUUGGAGCAAGGCAGAAAUGUGUUCAUUGACAGGUGCAACUUGGAUAAAGAACAACGUUCAGACUUUAUGAAACUUGGUUGUGACUCAAUGGUGGUUGAAAAGCAUGCAGUGGUUCUUGAUCUUCCAUCAAAGAUAUGCAUAUCUCGGUCUGUCAAACGCACUGGGCAUGAAGGAAAUUUGCAAGGUGGUAAAUCUGCUGCAGUUGUUAAUAAGAUGCUUCAAAAGAAAGAAUUGCCCAAUUUGAGUGAAGGAUUCAAACGGAUUACAUUCUGUCAUGAUGAAAAAGAGGUUCAAGCUGCUAUUGAUAUGUACUCAGGACUUAAUCCCUCAGAUUCACUCCCAUCAGGCUGUUUUGGUCAGAGGAAUCCAAAUGCUAAGAUUCAACUUGGUAUAAUGAAGUUCCUUAAGAAAGUAGAUCCGGUGGGAGAUAAUAUUGCAUCCACAUCACCUCCUGCCUCCAAUGAUGCAAAGAGCAGUGAAGAGCCAGAAACUGCUAGCACUACUUGCAUGGACAGUUCUUCUCAUGAUGUUCCAACCUUAGCAUUCCCUUCUAUUUCUACAGCAGAUUUCCAGUUCAAUCUUGAGAAGGCAUCUGACAUCAUAGUUGAGAAAGUACAGGAAUUUGUGCCUAGACUUGGAAACGCUAGGCUUGUUUUGGUGGAUUUGUCAAACAAUUCAAAAAUACUUUCCCUGGUCAGGACAAAAGCUGCAAAGAAGAACAUUGACUCUAAUAAGUUCUUCACAUUUGUUGGUGAUAUCACUCAGCUACAUUCUGUUGGAGGGUUACGCUGCAAUGUAAUUGCUAAUGCUGCCAACUGGCGACUUAAACCAGGAGGAGGAGGGACAAAUGCGGCUAUAUUUAAUGCUGCGGGUGCCGCACUUGAAAGUGCAACGAAGGAAAGAAUUGGAUCCUUAUCACCUGGAAAAGCUGUUGUGGUUCCCCUUCCGCUGACAUCCCCCCUCUGUAGUAGGGAGGGCGUCACUCACGUCAUACAUGUUGUUGGACCCAAUAUGAAUCCAAAGAGACCGAAUUGUCUAAACAAUGACUAUGUCAAGGGAUGUAAGAUUCUUUCUGAAGCUUACUCAUCACUCUUUGAUGGAUUUGCAUCAGUGGUACUCAGGGCCCAUGGCGACUUCUCCAAGGAGAACUCAUUUAAACUGCAAGAUCAACAGGGUAGAGAAUAUCAGAAUAGUGAUCAGCAGAAGUUUGAGAGGGAAGCUGAUUUUGAAUCUGUUAGCAAAAAACUUAAAAGCGUUCAGAAAGUAGACCCCAGCACUGAGUGUCCUCUUGACACAAAGAACUGCUUACAGAAAAAAGAUGCAAGCAAAACUUGGGGAUCAUGGGCACAAGCUCUUUAUGACAUUGCUAUGCAUCCUGAAAAGCACAAGAAUGAUGUCUUAGAAACAACGAGCGAUGUUGUGGUUUUGAACGAUAUGUAUCCUAAGGCUCAAAAGCACCUAUUGGUGCUUGCACGAGUUGAAGGCCUUGAUCGACUGUCAGAUAUUUGUAAAUUGCAUGUCCCAUUGCUUAAUACAAUGCAUGCUGUUGGCCUGAAGUGGGCAGAAAUGCUUCUGGAUGAAGAUGAAUCAUUAAUAUUCCGUCUUGGAUACCAUUCGGUUCCCUCAAUGCGACAACUGCAUCUUCAUGUGAUUAGCCAAGACUUCAACUCGAAGCAUCUGAAGAAUAAAAAGCAUUGGAAUUCAUUCAACUCUCCAUUCUUCCGGGAUUCAGUUGAUGUGAUAGAGGAAGUCAGUGAAAACGGAAAGGCUGUGUUGCAGGAUGAUAGCGAAAAAUUUCUUGCAAUGGAAUUAAGGUGUCAUAGAUGUCGUAGUGUUCAUCCCAACAUUCCACGGCUCAAGGCACAUGUUAGCUUAUGUCAUGCUCCAUUCCCUUCUUUCCUGCUUCAUAAUGGCCGUUUAGUAUCAAAACUGAGCAAGCUCCAAAAUGAUAGUAGCUGAUAGGCUCCUUCCUCUUUCAUGAUCCUUUUAUCCACUUUAGACGUACUAGUAUGGCACACAUGCAUCGUAUUUGGUGCAUCCUUAUUUUGCGUAGUACUUGUUGCGAUAAAUUGCUAGUUUAGUAUGUAGCAUACGUCUUCUCGAAACUUGUGGAAUAUAUUCUCAAAAAACAAUUGUGCAUA
This is a messenger RNA of Cuscuta epithymum, 2788 nucleotides long. Lineage: Eukaryota; Viridiplantae; Streptophyta; Magnoliopsida; Solanales; Convolvulaceae. The record is from the annotation of a GenBank genome assembly.